This is a messenger RNA of Amoebophrya sp. A25, 610 nucleotides long. NCBI's taxonomy places the organism in Eukaryota, Dinophyceae, Syndiniales, Amoebophryaceae. The record is from the annotation of a GenBank genome assembly.
CUUCAGUCAGUGGCCCCGAAGAAGUUGCUACUCGAACUCGAACGUGUUUGAAAGUGCAAUGAUUGAAUCUGCAAGAGUAAGGAGCACAUGAGACGGUCUCCUGAGGAAGAGUUUCGUGGAGACGACUAGAGGCUGGAUGAAUGAGAAAAGAGACAUGUUGACUCCAUCAAAAAGGUGUAAUUCCUCUCUUAUGGGAGGGAUAGAAAAACCAAGUUCAGCUCCUUCCUUCGACGAGUCGUAUCUUGGCGAUUUGAUCGAGUUUCAGGCUGUUCUUGAGUCUUCGCCCCCUCUGCGGAAUCCGAAAGGAGAAAAGAGAAGCAUCUCAAGCGCAAAAUGAGGAAGUCGCGGCUCGCAAAAAGACCAGAAGCAGACGGUCUUAGCCGAAAGCGACGCCACGAAGCUGGUUAGGAUGACGCUGGCGGAGCGUCGAGCUAGAGGACUUCGGGUACCGCCAACGAAACCAAAAGAUGAAGCCUACCGAAUCUCGAAAGAGAGACUAGUGGAAUGGAACAAGUAGGCCAAAGAGGAGAAAAGGGUUUAGGGUUUGGCCUCACGCUCACAUUUGACAUUGACAUCAGUGUCGAUGUCGAUGGAUCCACCUCAUCUACAA